AUUACUGAGAAGGUUCUGUUUGUCUGAAAAAAAAUAUAUUAUGGUACACAUUUAAGAACAGCUGGUUCAUUUUUAGAUAAUGACAUUAAAAAAGAGAACAACUAUCUGUACUUAGAAGUCAACAUAUUAAAUAACCUACUAACCAAAGUUAAUCGGGAACAAACACACCACGGAGUACUGGAGAAAUUAAUAAAAAGUAAAAUAAUAAUAUCUACUUCCCAAAAAUCUCUGUACCUUGUUUUAACAAACUUAAAAAAAACAUUUCUCCAUUUACAGUACACGCACAACAUAUCUAAGUAGCAUACUAUUCUUUUGGUCCCUGGCCACUAAAUUAUUGCCAAGUACACAAGUGCGCACAUUACAUUUCAACGCGCCCCUUCGCCCUGUAGCUAAUGAGGCUCUCUGGACGUGUCAGGCACUUGUUGCUCAGCAGUGAUCCCGCGAGAGGGGGUGCCGUUUGAUCCAUGGAUGGAUGACUGUGCUGCUCUCAGCUCCAGCUGUCAGCCGUGCUCCUGCUCCUUUCCUGACUUACCCACUCUGUCCCUGGUACCAUGGCGUCCAGUGAGGAGGACGGUGCGGUUGAGGAGAAGGAAAACAACAAGAAAAAGGGCAAACGCGUCCUCGCCACCGCAUGGCUGACGUUUUACAACAUUGCCAUGACAGCCGGGUGGCUGGUGUUGGCUGUGGCUAUGAUCCGCUUUUAUAUACAGAAAGGAACACACAAGGGUCUCUACAAGAGUAUAUCAAAAACGCUCAAGUUUUUCCAGACAUUUGCAUUACUUGAGGUUUUCCAUUGUGCAGUUGGAAUGGUACGCACGUCUGUGAUUGUGACUGGGGUCCAAGUGUCUUCUAGAAUCUAUAUGGUUUGGUUCAUUACUCACAGCAUUAAACAGAUCCAGAAUGAGGAGAGUGUUGUCCUUUUCCUGGUCGUCUGGACGGUGACAGAGAUUACAAGAUAUUCCUUCUAUACAUUCAAUCUGCUGAACCACUUGCCAUAUUUCAUCAAAUGGGCCAGAUACAACUUCUUUAUUGUCCUGUACCCAGUUGGAGUGGUUGGUGAACUCAUGACCAUUUAUGCUGCUCUGCCUUACGUUCAAAAGUCUGGCAUGUUUUCCAUGAGGCUUCCCAACAAAUACAAUGUCUCUUUUGAUUACUACAUCUUCCUUAUCAUUGUCAUGAUCUCCUAUAUACCAUUGUUUCCACAACUGUACUUCCACAUGCUCCGCCAAAGGAGGAAGGUGCUUCAUGGGGAGGUGAUCGUGGAAAAGGAUGAGUAGAACGGCUGAAGAGCCAGCCUGGCUUCUCUCGAGAUUACAAGAUGGUCCAGCUCGGCCACCAUGUCCCAGGAAAAGAAGCUUGACUAACAAUCAUGGAACCAGAAUAAAUGGCUGUGCAUGAAAUUAUGUGGACUCCUUUAUCUCUUUUCACCAAUGUGCAAUACGUCUCUAACCCUUAAACCCACAAAUUGGUGCAAAGGAAGGAGAGACGCCUUAUUACUCUGAUCAGAUAUGUGUCGUUUUUCUACUGGAAAUAUUUUUAGCGGUUUCUCUCCAGUGUCUUGAUAUAUUUUGAGCUACCUGUAUAUGUAAAAAAAAAAAUGGUAAAGCUCAGUUUUUUCUCAUGUGUUCAUCACAUAAACAAAAUGCAUAAACAAAAACAGAAAACAGAAUGCAUACCAAGUAAAAAUGCUGAAACGAGUUUGCUGUCAAAGAGUUUUUGCUUCUAAAAUAAAGACUUCAAAGGGCAAACAAGCAAAAGAAGAAAGGUAUGAUUGAUUUUUUAAAAGACAAUUGGAUACUGUAAAAAUACUUAAAUGCUUGUAAUAGCUGUUUACAAUAGUUAAUUACAGUUUAUAUUACUGUUAUUAGUCUUUCAAUAUGCAGCAGGAACAAUAUGAUGUGUCAAAGUAUUUGAUGAAAAUACAUUAAAUCUUACCAUGUUUUUUAGCUUGUUUAUGAAUGAGAUAUGCUGAUUUACUACAUUUCUGAUAACUUUUCAACAUGUUUGAUGAAACCUAUGCUCAUUGUGCAGAUAAAUAAGGCUGUAGUUGAACUGGAACAGCUGAGUUCCUGGAAUGUCCAAUCUUUAGGACGUUCUGUUACAGUUCAUUCCAAAACAAAAAUGCAGGGUUACAAGUUCUAGGCUCUGCAAUUGUGGGUUACAUGCGCUUCUAAAGAUGUUGCCAGGUUUGGAUGAAGCCACAUUUUACUUUUUCCUUAGAAAAUAUGCCAUUUAUUCUUUUUUCAUAACCUGCUUUCUUGUCAGCUAAAACCAAUUCAGUAAACCACCACUUUUAAGGAAAGAUUGAACAUAUUCUUGUAUCUUUUAAUUGUGUACAGUGGCAUCACCUAUUUAAAAGCCCAGUAACUGUAAAGCUAAUUUUGUUAUGGAUGUAAUGUAAUAAUACAUAAAGGAUUAUGAAACAACCCAUAAAACCUAAGGAAUAUGCAAAACAAAUGUAAGCACAGAAUACUAAAAAGAUUUUUAGUCAAUUUAGUUAAAUUUUAAUUCCUAGUUAAAAUGACACACUUUAAAUAUUUUUCUUGUUCUUGUUUCUGGAUCGAAAUUUAAACUGGAUGUAUAACUUACUGAAAGAGGUAAAGGCAAGUUUUUUUGUAAAUAGCAGUAGAAUUUCUUAUUUGCAGUAAUAUGGUGCAUCACUACAGAGCUGUCUUAAAAAAGACUGCAGCAUCCUGAGCCAUUACAGAAGUUCACUUACCGUUUCAAAGGUGCUGUUUGUACUACAAUGAGAUCAUUUCCAUGUUAUGUGCAGCUAAACAAAAAAAGGAAGACCAUAUACUAUAUAGAUACAGUACAAUUUUAGAUGACGGUAAUCAUAAUUUUGACCUUUAGGAACAUUUUUGUGCUCUGGGCAGUGGUACAUCCAAUUUCUGUGCUUUUAAUUCAAUUGAGUUAAUGAGCACAGAUAUGACGCUUUGUAAAAACUGUGAAAGAAGUUCUAAAGCAAGUAGAACUUUAGUUCUGAAUCAUUUGAUGUUUCUGUGUACCUUGGAUGUUGUAACUGCUUCAGGCAGUCCUGAUUGGGAAAAUUUGAAGGGAUUCUGUGAGGAAUGGAAAGAAGUAUUGCAAGCGAUGUUAAAAAAGUGUACGUGGGCGUGCAGCAGAAAAACCUGAUAUGAUAUUAAAGGAAAUCAUCAGAACUUGUGGAUAAAUGUGGAGUUUGUGCCUUUGGAAUUGCACUUCACUGAAAGGAAUGAACACUGUGUUAGUUUACUAAAAUGUAUGAAGCAGUGCUGUACUUAUUCAAGGUACUACAGUAUGCACAAAAGUAACCACUAAGAGCAGUUUAACAGUUAACAUGCAACUUAGCAUAGCAGUACACCUUAGGAACAACAUAAUAAAUUGUUUUACAGUAUGUCUUAACAAUAAUACAGUACAUGUACUAGUAUUUUAGGUCAGUACUUUUGUGCAUGUAAUGUAUGUGUAUUAAACUGAACAUAAAAACA
This is a messenger RNA of Lepisosteus oculatus (spotted gar), 3467 nucleotides long. RefSeq names its product 3-hydroxyacyl-CoA dehydratase 1 (gene hacd1). The record is from RefSeq and is a predicted model, not a curated record. Gene Ontology annotation, biological process: dephosphorylation; sphingolipid biosynthetic process; fatty acid elongation. NCBI's taxonomy places the organism in Eukaryota, Metazoa, Chordata, Actinopteri, Semionotiformes, Lepisosteidae. Gene Ontology annotation, molecular function: 3-hydroxyacyl-CoA dehydratase activity. Gene Ontology annotation, cellular component: endoplasmic reticulum membrane.